AUGGUCGUCGGCGCAGGUCCCGCAGGUUUGGCGGUGGCGCUGAUGUUGGCAAAGAAGGGCUGGGCCGUGUCGGUCUUCGAGCGAAGUAGCGAUCCAGCAGCCUAUGACCCAGGCAAGGGCUUCAUGUAUUUGAUCGACGGCCGCGGGCAGCACUUGCUGCGCUCGCUGGGUCUCUCCAUCUUCGAACGCCUAGUGACCUCGGCGGUCGCCAUGGCGGACGCGAAGAUCGGGGUGCUGACGCCCAAGGGCUUGACGGAGCGGGUGAAUCCCAUUAAGGAUGCAGAUCGGAAGUCCUACUGGAUCCCGCGCCAUGCGUUCGUGGGCUACUUGCUGGAUGCGGCCAAGAGCUGUGAGAACAUCCGACUGCAUUUGGACGCGGAUAUUCAGGACAUCAAGAGUGAUGCCAAUGGUUUCCACAUCAAGACUGGAGAUGGGAUCCGGUCCGCCAGUCUACUGGUGGGUGCCGAUGGAUAUCGCUCCCAAGUGCGAGAGAAGCUUGAGGAAUGGGAUGGAAAGCAGGGAAGAUAUGAGGUGAAGAAAUUUAGCUCACCUUCUGCUGGACUUCGUUACAAAGUUCUAACGCUUCCAGGGGAGUUUGAGCUGUCAACUCCAAAGGGGGUUGAGGCAUUUUCCAGUGACGGCUUCUAUGCUAUUCGAGGUGUCUCGAAGACGAAGUGCAAGCAGAAGCUUGGGCUGAUCCCUGUCUCACAGGACUUUGGCGCGCGCACGGCGAACCUCAUCACCUACGAAGAUGACGUGGUUUGGGAGGCAGACACCGUUGAGAGCUUCAAGAGCUACGCGGAGGAGCAAUGGCCCCACUUUCCCGUGGAAAAAUUGGUGCCGGAGGAGGAACUCAAACGCUUCGCGGAGAAUCGCGGGGGGCGCUUUCCGAGCCCUCAGUACUGCCCAACGGCAGUGUGGAGGAAUGAAGGUGCUGCUGCGAUUCUGCUGGGUGAUGCUCUGCAUUCGCUGCCGCCGGAUAUUGGGCAGGGCGUCAACAGUGCGCUGGAGGACGUGACCGUCCUGGAGUCCUGUCUCGACUCCACGGCAACGUCCACGGAGGCGGUCGAGGAGUUCCAGAAACGACGCCUGCCGGACGUGGAGGCGCUGAUCCGCAUCGUGCGGGUGGCGGCGCCCUUUCAGUACAGCCAGGCACCCUGGCGGGGGCGUCUAUGGAAUGCGUCCUUCCUUUCCAGACUCCUGUUGAACAAGCUCUUGCCCAGCGUGCCUUAG
This is a messenger RNA of Cladocopium goreaui, 1233 nucleotides long. NCBI's taxonomy places the organism in Eukaryota, Dinophyceae, Suessiales, Symbiodiniaceae. The record is from the annotation of a GenBank genome assembly.